This is a messenger RNA of Plasmodium malariae, 1152 nucleotides long. RefSeq names its product conserved Plasmodium protein, unknown function. The coding region runs from base 1 to 1152 and encodes 383 amino acids. Lineage: Eukaryota; Apicomplexa; Aconoidasida; Haemosporida; Plasmodiidae. The transcript is spliced from 2 exons. The record is from RefSeq and is a predicted model, not a curated record.
AUGAGAAGUCACCCAGUGAUAAAUAUUUUACUUAACAAAUACAAAAAUUUGUAUAAUAAGCUGUCGAAGAAUAGUCAUAUAAUUUUAUUGCCAGAAGUUAAAACGUUGAUGAACGUACAAAUCGAUUUGGACUUUAUAAAAAAGCAUAUAUUUUGUAAGAGUCAUUUAAAAGAUAUAUAUAUAAACUUGUUUGAUCAAUGCAUUGAAAGUGAUACAAAAUUUGUUUAUACUAGUUAUGGUUUUGAAGAGAAUAGAAUAUGUGAGAUUAUAAAAAUAGAAACAAAUUCGAAUUAUAAUUUUUUGAAAAUAAUUUUUAUUAAUAUACCUGUGGAAGGGGAAUGGGGAGUGCAAUGGGAAGAAAAUGUAUCCCUGCAUUAUCAUCUUAGUAACAAUCCUAAUGAGAAUAGUAGUAAAGAUUUAAUAAAAUAUAAAAAUGAUUUAACUUUAUUUUUUAAUAAAAAUGGAAAUUGUAGACAGUUCUUAUAUUCAAAAUUAUCACAUUUUAUCUAUACAUACAUUAUUGUCAAAGGAUAUGAAAACUGCAUAGGGAAAAAAAUUAUAACAAUCGUAGAUGAUACUUUAAAAUUACAAAAUAAUGCUAAUGAAAAACUUUUUGGAAAAGAUAUAAAAACUUCAUUAAUUAAAUAUACCUAUUCUUAUUUAUAUAGCAUCAUAUGGAAACAAUUAAUUAAAUAUUAUGAAAAAAUAGAAUCUAAAAUUCAAGAAAAAAUGAAUUAUCUUAGAAAAGACUUAAAUUGUUUUUUAAAAAAAUUAGGUCUAGAAAAUGUUAGCUUAUUCCACGUGGAAACACUCUCCUUUCAUAUUAAACAGAUUGAAAAAUGUAACAACCCAAUUGACAAGAUCAUCAUUUUAGAUAACAUAAGUAAAAUAAUAUGUGAAAUAAUUUCCUGCACAAAUCAGAAUUUAAAAAAACAAAAUUUAGCUAUUUAUGACAUUAAUAGUGACAGUUUAAUUGCUAUCCUUGUCGCUGCCAUAUCGUAUGGUCAAGUACAAAACAUAAUAAGUCAUUCUAUUCAUUUACACAUGUAUAUAGAUAAUUUAAAAGCGUCUGAAAAAAUUGACAAGUUGUCUUUUAUCUUCACAAUAUUUCAUACUUCCAUCAUUUAUCUUUGUGAUAUAAAGGAUGUGUAA